Molecule: messenger RNA, 2070 nt
Organism: Closterium sp. NIES-65
Lineage: Eukaryota; Viridiplantae; Streptophyta; Zygnematophyceae; Desmidiales; Closteriaceae
Source: the annotation of a GenBank genome assembly
AUGUGGAUUGAUGUGAACGUGGACGUGGACAUGGACGUGGAUGUGGACAUGGACGUGGACGUGGACGUGGACGUGGAGGACUUGGACGUGGACAUGGACGUGGACAUGGACGUGGACUUGGACGUGGACAUGGACUUGGACAUGGACGUGGACAUGGACGUGGACAUGGACUUGGACAUGGACAAGGACAUGGACGUGGACGUGGACGUGGACGUGGACGUGGACGUGGACAUGGACGUGGACAUGGACGUGGACGUGGACAUGGACGUGGACAUGGACGUGGACAUGGACGUGGACGUGGACGUGGACGUGGACGUGGACGUGGACGUGGACAUGGACGUGGACAUGGACGUGGACGUGGACGUGGACGUUGACGUGGACAUGGAAGUGGACGUGGACGUGGACGUGGACGUGGACAUGGACAUGGACGUGGACGUGGACGUGGACGUGGACAUGGACAUGGACGUGGACGUGGACAUGGACGUGGACGUGGACAUGGACGUGGACAUGGACGUGGACAUGAACGUGGACAUGGACGUGGACGUGGACGUGGACGUGGACGUGGACAUGGACGUGGACAUGGACGUGGACGUGGACGUGGACGUGGACGUCGACAUGAACAUGGACGUGGACGUGGACAUGGACGUGGACGUGGACAUGGACGUGGAGGACUUGGACGUGGACUUGGACGUGGACGUGGACGUGGACAUGGACGUGGACGUGGACGUGGACGUGGACGUGGACAUUGUCGUGGACGUGGACGUGGACGUGGACGUGGACGUGGACAUUGUCGUGGUCGUGGACGUGGACGUGGACGUGGACGUGAACGUGGUCGUGGACGUGGACGUGGACGUGGACGUGGACGUUGAGGUGGACAUGGACAUGGACAUGGACGUGGACGAGGACGUGGACGUGGACGUUGACGUGGACAUGGAAGUGGACGUGGACGUGAACGUGGUCGUGGACACGGACGUGGACGUGGACGUGGACAUGGAUGUAGACGUGGACGUUGACGUGGUCGUUGACUUGGACGUGGAGGUGGACGUGGACGUGGACGUGGUCGUGGACAUGGACGUGGACGUGGACGUGGACGUGGACAUGGACGUUGACAUGGACAUGGACGUGGACCUGGACGUGGUCGUGGACGUGGUCGUGGACGUGGACGUGGUCGUGGACGUGGACGUGGUCGUGGACGUGGACGUGGACAUGGACGUGGACGUGGACGUGGUCGUGGACGUGGUCAUGGACGUGGAGGACUUGGACUGGUCAUGGACGUGGUCGUGGACGUGGAGGACUUGGACGUGGAGGACUUGGACGUGGACGUGGACAUGGACGUGGACGUGGUCGUGGACGUGGAUGUGGUCGUGGACGUGGUCGUGGACGUGGACGUGGUCGUGGACGUGGUCGUGGACGUGGACGUGGACGUGGUCGUGGACGUGGAGGACUUGGACGUGGAGGACUUGGACAUGGACUGACGUGGACGCGGACGUGGACGGGGACGUGGACGCGGACGUGGACGCGGACGUGGACGCGGACGUGGACGUGGACGUGGACGUGGACGUGAACGUGGACGGGGACGUGGACGUGGACGUGGACGUUAACAUUGAUACGUGGACGCGGACGUGGACGUGGACACGUGGACGUGAACGUGGACGUGAACACAUGGUCGUGGACCUUGACGUGGACGUGGUCGUGGUCGUGGACGUGGUCGUGGACGUGGACAUGGACGUGGACGUGGACGUUGACGUGGACGUGGACGUGGACAUAGACGUGGACGUGGACGUGGCCGUGGACGUGGUCGUGGACAUGGACGAGGACGUGGACGUGGACGUGGACGUGGGCGUUCACGUGGGUGUGGACGUGGACGUGGACGUGGACGUGGACGUGGGCGUUGACGUGGUCGUGGACGUGGUUGUGGACGUGGACGUGGACGUGAACAUUGAUACGUGGACGUGGACGUGGACGUGGUCGUGGACGUGGACGUGGACGUGGACGUGGACGUGGACGUGGUCGUGGACGUGGACGUGGACGUGGACGUGGACGUGGACGUGCACGUGGACGUGGACGUGA